UUUACUAAUAAGGUCAGAAUGGCAAGUCAAAAAGUCUUUAUGAAGAUGGUGGUAAUUGGAGACUCUGGAGUAGGAAAAACAACCCUUCUUCAACAGUAUAUUAACCAGAGAGGUGAUAAAUCAAACAAACCCACUAUUGGAGCAGAUCUGUUCAAGGAAGAGCUAGAAAUUGAUGGCCAGAAGGUAGCUAUCCAAAUUUGGGACACAGCAGGCCAAGAGAGAUUUCACGCUCUUGGAUUCUCCUUCUACAAAGGAGCUGAUUGUUGUGCAUUAGUGUAUGAUGUAACAAAUCCAAAAUCCUUUGAGAGUCUAGAGAAAUGGAAGAAAGGAUUCAUUGAUAACUCCUCUCCAUCAGAUACCUCCACAUUCCCAUUCUGAGUUUUUGGCAAUAAAGCAGAUAAGGUUGAGGAGAGAGCUAUCUCAGAAGAAGAAGAGCAGAAGUGGUGAGAAGAGAACCAUAUUAAAGACCACUUCAGCACUUCUGCAAAGACAGCAAUGAAUGUCAAGGAAGCAUUUUACUCAAUGAUUGAAAAAGCUCUUGCUAGAGCAAAGAAAGCUUCCAUGCCGAAGCCUGGAUCGAUCAUAGGCAAAGAUAGGCCAAUCAGAGGAACUAAGCUUCAAAGAGGAGGCAAGCCCCAAGAUAGGCUUCAGAAUGUUUGAGAAUGUUAGAAUAUUUGAAA
Moneuplotes crassus is the source of this 680-nucleotide messenger RNA. Lineage: Eukaryota; Ciliophora; Spirotrichea; Euplotida; Euplotidae. The record is from the annotation of a GenBank genome assembly.